AUGUCUGAAGGAGACGUCAAGCCGCCUGUCGUGGCCGAAGCCCAUCAGGUAGACACAUUCCACGUUCCCAAGGCGUUUUACGACAAGCACCCGCACUCGAAACCGCAUCUUGAGAACCUCGAAGAGUACCAGAAGCUGUACAAGGAGUCCAUCACAGACCCAAAAGCUUUCUGGGGCCGACUCGCGCGCGAACUGCUCACGUGGGAGCGCGAUUUCCAGACCGUGACCUCGGGUAGCUUCGAACACGGCGAUGUCGCGUGGUUUCCCGAGGGCAGACUGAAUGCCAGCUACAACUGCGUCGACCGUCAUGCCUUCAAGGACCCCAACAAGCCUGCCAUCAUCUACGAGGCCGACGACGCGGGCGAUGGCCGCAUCAUCACAUACGGAGAACUCCUCCGCCAGGUCUCGAAGCUGGCCUACACACUCAAGGAGAUGGGCGUAAGAAAGGGUGACACUGUCGCCCUGUACCUGCCCAUGAUUCCAGAGGCCGUCAUCUCAUUCUUGGCCUGCACACGUAUCGGUGCCGUCCACUCAGUUGUCUUCGCGGGCUUCUCGUCUGAUUCGCUACGCGACCGUAUCAUCGACGCCGAGUGCAAGGUCGUCAUCACCACCGACGAGGGCAAGCGUGGCGGCAAGACCAUCAGCACAAAGAAGAUCGUCGACGAUGCUCUCAAGCAGUGCCCCGGCAUCAGCCACUGCCUGGUCUACAAGCGCACCGGUGCCGAGAUCCCCUGGACCAAGGGACGCGACUGGUGGUGGCACGAGGAGGUGGAGAAAUACCCCAACUACAUUGCGCCAGAGUCAAUGAACUCGGAAGACCCUCUGUUCUUGCUCUAUACCUCAGGUUCCACCGGCAAGCCCAAGGGUGUCAUGCACACAACCGGAGGCUACCUUCUCGGCGCAGCGGCAACGGGAAAGUACGUCUUCGACAUCCACGACAACGACGUCUUCUUCUGCGGUGGCGAUGUGGGCUGGAUCACAGGACACACCUACGUCGUAUACGCCCCUCUGCUGCUUGGUGUAGCUACCGUCGUCUUCGAAGGCACACCCGCCUACCCCAACUUCUCGCGCUACUGGGACAUUGUCGACAAGUACAAUGUCAGCCAGUUCUACGUCGCCCCCACUGCCCUGCGACUGCUCAAGCGUGCGGGUGACGAGCACGUCAAGCACCAGAUGAAGAACCUCAGGAUUCUCGGAUCUGUUGGUGAGCCAAUCGCCGCCGAGGUGUGGAAGUGGUACUUUGAGAUUGUCGGAAAGGAGGAGGCCCACGUUGUUGAUACUUACUGGCAAACCGAGACUGGCUCCCACGUCAUCUCGCCCAUGGGUGGUAUCACACCUACGAAGCCCGGAUCUGCAUCUUUGCCAUUCUUCGGUAUCGAGCCUGCGAUUAUUGACCCCGUAUCUGGUGAGGAGAUCCAUGGCAACGAUGUCGAGGGUGUACUGGCCUUCAAACAGCCGUGGCCCAGCAUGGCCCGCACAGUCUGGGGAGCGCAUAAGCGAUACAUGGACACAUACUUGAACGUAUACAAGGGCUACUACUUCACUGGAGAUGGUGCCGGACGUGACCACGAGGGCUACUACUGGAUCCGCGGACGUGUCGAUGAUGUUGUCAACGUCUCGGGACACAGGCUGUCUACCGCUGAGAUUGAAGCCGCGCUUAUUGAGCACCACCAGGUGGCUGAGGCUGCCGUGGUGGGUAUCAAUGACGAACUGACAGGCCAAGCUGUCAACGCUUUUGUAGCGCUGAAGGACGGCACAGAGUCAAGUGACCAGGUGAAGAAGGACUUGGUGAUGCAAGUGCGCAAGUCGAUUGGACCGUUUGCGGCACCAAAGGCGAUUUUUGUGGUGCCGGAUCUGCCAAAGACGCGAUCCGGCAAGAUCAUGCGCCGUAUCAUGCGCAAGAUCUUGGCGGGAGAGGAGGACCAGUUGGGCGACAUCACAACACUUUCGGAUCCGUCGGUAGUCGACAAGAUCAUCGAUAUCGUGCACCAGUCCAAGAAAAAAUAAACGGCUCGACUUGGCUCGGGUAGAUGCGUGGUUGCUAUGGGAGGGAAGCAUGCGAAGCUCUGUUAGUCUGGUGGGGGAGGGAUUCCGUCGCGCUUGGAGGGAGACAAGCGCCGAGCAAUGGCAGUCCUAUAGUGAGACGCAGGCAGUAUGCGCGCUGAGGCAUGACCAUGCUGUGUUUGUUUGGGCGGCCGCCGUGUGCGCCUCUAUGUUUAGUACGAAUAUAGUACGAAUAUGCAGCCGCUAGGUUCACGUUG
Molecule: messenger RNA, 2261 nt
Organism: Alternaria rosae
Lineage: Eukaryota; Fungi; Ascomycota; Dothideomycetes; Pleosporales; Pleosporaceae
Exons: 6
Coding region: 1-2007 (668 amino acids)
Cellular component (GO): cytosol
Molecular function (GO): AMP binding; acetyl-CoA synthetase activity
Source: RefSeq, a predicted model, not a curated record